AUGUUGUCUCGUCGAUCUUUUGUCUCUCCUCACAGUCACUCACCGGAUCUCGCCUCUGCCUCGCCGUCUUCCGCCACUACCCUCCGUUCAUCACCGGUUCUCACCUCCCCUUACCUUCCAAAAGAACCAAAAAUUCUCCUCCAUCAGUCCCUCGCCAUGGCUGCUCUUGACAUCAACUCCCCUCUUUUGGGAUUGCUGGAUCUAGGUUUAAAGGUUAGAGUGGCUUCAGACAGCACUUCAAGCCCUCUUCCGAGUUGCGAGGUUCUGGAUGUGGAUUCUUCGAUCCGAAAAGCUUGUAUUUGUAUGGCCUUCGUUGGCAACUCUCUCGCCUUGGUGCGAUUCUUUACGGUGGUAUGUUGCCCGUUUCACUGUCUCACUCUAGAUUUCAGAGGCUUAAUGUCUCGUUCUUUCCGUGAGCCUCUAUCAUCAAAGACUAACUCUCCGAGUCUAGCAUCCUUCCCAUCAGACCCGUGGUCCUUGCCUCCUACACCGCACUUCCGCAUAUCCAGUCUCUAG
Messenger RNA from Arabis nemorensis, 516 nucleotides. The record is from the annotation of a GenBank genome assembly. NCBI's taxonomy places the organism in Eukaryota, Viridiplantae, Streptophyta, Magnoliopsida, Brassicales, Brassicaceae.